AGUCUCUGCCCUCAGCGACGAACCUCCAUUCGUGAAACAUGCGGAAGCAGACGUGUCCGCGGAAAACACAGAGGACUCGUCCGUUGAUUUUUCUACAACAUGCCCGGUCUUCGAGAAGACUGGAGAGUGCGGACACGGUCUCAGAUGCCGCUACCUCGGCGGACACGUCAGGAAAAGGGACGACAAAGAAAGCAAGAAACAUUGUUGCGGAGACUGAGCUUAACUUUGUGACGGGCGACACCCUAAAACAAAUCCGUUCAAAGAAGUUCCCUCAUCCCAUUGCAGAUGCUUGUCUUAAAGAGCUGCAAGAAGCACAGAAUGAGGGGAAUGGCGCGAAGUUUGAAAAACCAGCUCUUGCCGAGACUGCCGAGGCCGGCACAGAAACCUCUGAGCCUACCCAGGAUGCUUCCCACCCGGAGUCUACAUCCAAGCCUAGUGAGAACAGCGAAGGCUUGUCCCAGGCAGAUACGCCUGAUGUCCCCCUCAGAGCUGCUGAAAAGAAGCGGCUACACUGGAAGGGAAAGACAUAUCUCGCUCCGCUCACCACCGUAGGAAAUUUGCCUUUCCGCAGGUUAUGUGUGGACUAUGGUGCUGACAUCACGUGCGGAGAGAUGGGUUUGGCGAACUCGUUCCUCCAGGGCUCGAAGGAGGAAUACUCUCUUAUUCGGCGACAUCCGGAAGAGAGGACGUUUGGCAUCCAAGUGGCGGGCAGCAAACCUCAGCUACUCGUGCCAGCAGCGGAGAUUCUGGGAAAGGUAUGCGAAGGCAACCUCGACUUCGUUGACCUCAACUGCGGAUGUCCGAUCGACUUGGUCUACAAGACCGGCAGUGGAUCAGCUCGUAUGUCAUCUUACCUCACUUUGGUCGGCGAGCGAGCGAGGACAGCGUCUAACAGAGGCGUUGGAGGCAAAUGA
Phanerochaete carnosa HHB-10118-sp is the source of this 914-nucleotide messenger RNA. RefSeq lists its product as uncharacterized. Gene Ontology annotation, biological process: tRNA processing. Gene Ontology annotation, molecular function: flavin adenine dinucleotide binding; RNA binding; tRNA dihydrouridine synthase activity. The record is from RefSeq and is a predicted model, not a curated record. Lineage: Eukaryota; Fungi; Basidiomycota; Agaricomycetes; Polyporales; Phanerochaetaceae. Bases 39 to 914 code for a protein of 291 amino acids. The transcript has 6 exons.